AUGGGAGACUUUGGAUGCGGAGGUGGUGGUUGGACGCUGGCCAUGAAGACCGAUGGCACAAAGGUACCCACAAAGUGCUCUUUUAAGUUCAACUAAUUGAUUAAAUGAAUCAAGAUAAUUAUUAAUCUUAUUUUAAAAGUAAUUGAAACUAUCCAAGAACAUCAUUUUUUUUCUCUUAAAAUUAUACAUUAAGUGCCUUUGGUAAAUCUAAUCUGGCUAUCUAUCUCUUCAGAUUUCUUUGAACAUUGUUGUGAUCUUAAACAUUUCCACAGCCAGUUUCACUUCAAAAAAGACAAGAAGUAAGAAACGAAGAAAUGCUAUGAUUACCUAAUACCGAAAUAUGGUUAAUUUCUUUGAAUAAUCUCAAUUUUGUCUUUCAGAGAACGUUCGACUACAAGUCUCAUUUUUGGACCAGCAAAAAUGAAUACAAUCUCGCUGGUGGUAAGACCGGAUUUGACACACAAGAAACCAAAUUGCCUUCUUACUGGGAAACAAAUUUCUCUAAAAUUUGUCUGGGUAUGAGAAUUGGUAAUCAGACAAACUUUAUUACCAUCAACAGACAAGCCAGUUCUCUCUACUCCCUCAUUGCUGAUGGAAUAUAUCGCGCAACCCCUCUGGGUCGUAAUUACUGGAAGACGCUGAUUGGUUCUCAGGCUUCCCUGCAGCCCAACUGUAACAGAGAGGGUUUUAACGCUGCUUGCGGGCGGCGCAAUGGUACAAGAGAUAAGGUCAGGGUAAGAAUCGGUAUCCUUGGAAACAACGAAAACGAUUGCCGCACGGUUGAUUCCAGAAUCGGGUUUGGCAUGCAAGGGAUACCAUGGCCAAAUGAGAUCAAUACAUGUGGCAAUGCAGCUCGGGAGGGAGAUAAUGGUAGAAAGCGCAUCAAAACCUUUGGAUAUAUCCUGGUGCAGUAGAACAGAAAUAACGUGGUGUUUUGGCUUACAAAUAAGAAUACAAACACAUUCUCUUGUCUUAUUAUGUUAAGCAUAUGCAAAAAGUUUGAACUGCUUUAAGCUUGUCUUUAAGAAAGGUAGCACCAAGUUGGCUAUAAUCAUCUCAUCAAAUAUCAUAAAGGAAGGUCUGCACUGACGUUUGACGGCUAAAUAUUGCCCCUCUUGACGGUUGACUGUUUAAAUAUGACGUCAUUUUCCUUAUAAAGGAAUUAUAAGAUGCAGAAAACUGGAAUUCAAAGUAAAUUGUUGUCUUACAAAUCUGUAUUCGUUGAAGUAAUACACUCCCCUUCUCUUGCCCACGUAUUACUUACUUGUUGACAACUUGCAACAUAAUUGAUUUCAUCAAUUGACGUACGUCACGACUAACUGAGUAAUCAGAGCCACAACUUGAUUCUUUCUUGCUAACACACGUGAUCAAGAAAAUCAGCAUUUGUCCGCAUAGUGCAGUUAGCUUCGGCUUGAAAGGAAAUUGCAAAUAGGCAGACUAUUGCCUUGGUUACUUUGAGGUAGAAUGUUUAAAGUCCCUUAUUUUCCCUUAAGUUUGCUUCGAUCGAGCGCUUAUAACGGACAGUCACCUCUCAGUUUCAACUGUAUCAAAGGGACGAGCGUCGACCGUUACCGAAAGCGCUCGAUGAGAUGUCAAAGCAAACACCCAAGUCCAAAAGACUGUAGCCUGAGAUCAGGUUAAAAAGACUGUCGACCAAUGCACCCUUUCACUGAUUUGAAGAGUAGGAUCCGUACAAUGUUUACUACUGUUUCCAAAUCAUUGUGGGGAAAAAAUAGAUCAAAUUUGAAAUCACGCUUACUUCGAUUUUUCUCGGUAAGCAAAAUGAAGUACGUUAAAUUAAUUCAAAAUGGCAGAUCCAAGAUGGUGGAUAGUUUCAGCUCCUUCUUUGAUAAUAAAUGACGUCAUCAAGACAUCAUUGCCAGUGUUAAAGAUAAUUCAUGUGUAAGCCAACUUCUUGACUUUAUUCUUCUUUUGCCUUUCUCAGUCUUAUUUUAGCUCGACUCGCCAGAAGUAUGUCUAGAAAUUUCUUAACGAUUAUAUUUAACCGACUGUCACUGUACUUUUAGUAUAGGGCCACGUCGACAGCGUCUGAUUAUAAAGAAGCAUUUCCUGAGUCCAAGAGAAAAAUAUUGAAAAAUAAUUUUACAAUAUUUUAACCGCAAAACAAAAAUACUACACAUAAUAUGGCCACAUAAUUUUUAAAGCCAAAUCGUCUUGGAUUUAGCCGAGAAUGAACAGGUCUAUCAACUCCAAAUUUACUUACUGUCAUUUCUUUUUUAUAGCUAGGAUUAACUUCACUUCUUUUUUUUGCUAAAACCUUUCUGAAGUUCACCUUGUGUCUUGUUCUUCCAUAAAGCAUACAUGUAGCUAAUAUUUGUCGGUGACUUUUGUGGUAAAACUAUUUUUAUGAAGUGGGCUGGAAUCAUGACGUCAAGUCGUUGAGUCGAAACCAUCCUUCCGGAAAGACAAAUGUAUCCUAUAUUAGAUGGAAUGAAUCGAAUUUAGAACAUGCAAAGGUGAAUGUGUUUUUUACGUCUUAGCUAUUUCUUUCUUCUCUUCUCUUUUUUUUUAGCAGUACGUACGAUUUGACCUGAUUUUCAAGGGGACAUGCCCAUAACCCUGAAAAAACAGCAUUUUGUACUCAAAUUGGGCCGCUGUUUUUUCAAUCGUUAACCAGCAGGAACAUACUAAAAUAUACUUCUACAAAUGACGAAUUUCCCAUUGUUCUCGUAUUCUUAACUUCCUACGUACGUUAUUUGCAAUACAAUCAGUGUCGUUUUUAUUAUUAGCCGUGUUGCAUUGCUAUCAAUUUCGUCGGGGAUAUAAUUAUUGAUCAAAGGAUAUAAAAGGCAGCCACUCUCACUAACGUAAACACAGCAGAAAUUCUUACAAUGCGUUUAACAGUUGUUUUACUUCAUCUGACCGUCGUCGUGACUGCAGGUGGUAAGCCUCCAAAACACUGCGAUGAUUCCGUGCCAGUAAACAACUGUAAUUGUCAUUGCAAUCUGAAUCCUGACUCACGUUUACGAGACGCCGUUAGUGUUUUGGAAAGGAAAAUGGAUUAUCUGAUUGCACUAACACUCAAUGUGUCUGUUCCCAAUCCUGUAGCACAAGGUAGGCAGACAGUUUACACUUCAUCACAUAGGGUGAUUAAAAGAGAUUAACUAUUUUUUACCUUAUAUUUGAUAACACUCUUUGUUUUUCUUAAUGGAUUAAAUUACGUGUCUGCUACAUGUCAAAGCUUGUUGUUAGAGGGAGAUACACAAGCUUCUUGUAGUACCCAUAAACAUAUCAGUUGAUUUUUCGUCAUUUGCUGUUACUAUUAUUAUCGUAAUUAUUGUUAUUAUUAUUGUCAUUAUUUUUAAUUCAUUUUUUUGUGCUCAAUUCCUUUGUGUCUUGAUGUUCACUGUUAUUUUCUUGCUCAAAUAGUCCCCCACAUUUCUUCAUGCAAGGAACAAUACGAAAAAGACAAGUAAGUCCAGAAUAAUUCUUCGAAAUUCCAUCUUGGUUAAGUUGUUAACAGUUUUCUACACAAUCAGCAAUCAGUAUAUUGUUAGUGUUUAAAACUGUCAACACAUAUAACUAGGUUUAGCUCGAAUAGAUCUUUUCCUAUGACGUCACUGCGGCCAAAAACGUAGUGUUCCAAAGUAAUGAAACAGUGACUAUGUUUAUGUAUCAAGCCAAACUGUUUUUUUCUCUUGUAAACACUUCCUUUUGUCUCAGUAAUUUCAAACGUUGAAGGAACCAUUUAAAGUGAGCAAUUUGUGUAAUUUUCUGGUCUUUGUAAGGAUGAAAUAUCCAAGGAAAUGGCAGCCAUCAAAAACUGCGAUACGAUGCACCUGGGUGGCAAAAACGAGAACGUGAAUUAGUCAUGCAUUCUUUGUAAAAUUUCAAGUUUUUAAAAUAAAAUUUCUCUUAAACUAUUCCAUGCAUUGGGCCCACAUUUUCAUAGAUUACCUAUAUCGCUAUGUGCUAUUUUAGUCGAGAAAGUGAAUUAAUAAUACCAAAAAAGAAUGAAAAAAUUGAAAAAGUUAUUUCCAAAAAUAGGAUUUUGUCGAACAAACAGCGUGCUUACUGUCAGUAAUAGGACAGUUAAAAAGACGUAAAAAAUGUUAACACAUAUCUUGGUGAAUACAUGACAAUAAUUUAAAAAUAGGUAACACUUCUCCUUUUCCGUUAAUAGUUCUUCAAAGAGCCGCGUCUAUAAUCUGAGAUUUGGUUCGCAAGAAAUUGAUGUCUACUGUCACAUGGGGGAUUUUGGAUGUGGCGCUGGGGGUUGGACACCAGUAAUGAAGAUCGAUGGUACAAAGGUUUGUAAAAAUACGUUGAAAAUCUGCUGAAAUUUAUCUGAACUGAAAAGGGAAGCAACAAAAGACGCAACAAUAACCACGAAAGAGCGUACUGACUAAUAUCAUAAUUAUAAUGACCAUACCGACCAGGUGUGCAAAAGGCGCCUUAAAUGGAAUAGAGGAAACUCCACCCAUCAAAAUAUUUGUUUCUUUUGACUUUUUCGCCGGUGGCUCUUUUAUUUAACGAUUAGUUUUUCAAAUAUAUAUGAUAGUUGACAAGUAGUGAGUGCCUCAACAAUUUAUGCACCUAAAACCCCGUGCACUUUCACUAUCAGAGGCUAAAAAUGGCAAAAUGUUAAUUUGCGCAACUUUGAUAGAUUUCUAUAGGUAUUUGAUUUUUUUAGAUAUGCCUUAUUUAGAUAUUAAUGUUUAUAAUUAUCAUUAAAAUUACUAUUUUUACUAAGCUCAUAAGCACUUGUGAAUAGCUUUUUUAAAAUUUAGCAAUAAUAUUAUACACAUGAAAUAAUAUUAUUAAUUCGGUUUUAAUUUCCACAAUAUUUUUUUAUUUUAAUCUAUAGUGUCAAAUAAAGGUAUUGAUUGAUUGAUUGAUUGAUUAUUAUUAUUGGUAUUAUUAUUAUCAUCAUUAUUAUUAUUAUUGGUUAUUAUUAUCAUUGGUGCUUGUUUAUUUACACAUGUGAGCUCCUAGGUGUUAAUGGUUAAAUGAAUUUGAUUGAUUGAUGAUGAUGAUUAUUAUUAUUACUACUGUGAAGGGUUUGAACCCAGGAGAUUUUGAUCGUUCAGUAGAACAUAGUCCUGAAUAGGACUGUUGUUGUUGACAGUCACUACAACAAAAGUCCUAUUCAGGACUACGUUCACCCGGACGAUCAAACUCAACCUACUUUUUAUUAUUAUUACUAUUACUAUAAUAAUAAUAGUAAUAAUAAGAAUGAUAGUAAUAAUAAUAACUAUUAUUAUUAUUAUUUAUAACUAUUAGUAUUGGUAUUUGUCAUAGUAUCAAAUUUAUUUAACACUUAUAGUUUUUCUCUCCUGAAUUAAAUUUAGAAAACUUUUCACUACGAUUCUCCAUUUUGGAGCAACAGGAUUGACCAUAACCUCCCUGGGGGCAAGACUGGUUUCGACCACGAAGAGACCAAACUACCAUCCUACUGGAAAACUCCCUUCUCCAAGGUCUGCCUCGGCAUGAGAGUGGGUCAUCAAGUAAGAUUCUUUACUAUCAACAAGAACUCCAACUCGCUUUUCUCUCUGAUCGCUGACGGAAAUUACCGCCCCACGCAGGAGGGCCGUAAUACGUGGAAGAGCUUGGUUGGCUCUCAGGCGUCUUUGGAGCCCCAGUGUAAUAUGGAGGGGUUUAAUGCUGUGUGUAGAAGAAGUGACCGUUCCAAGGCAAGAAUCGGUAUUCUUGGCGACGACGGAGAUAGCUGUUUAUCCUGUAGUUCUAGGAUUGGAUUCGGUAUGGGAGGAUUUCCUGAUGACUCAAACACAUGUGGAAAUGUAGCUACAAACAGACCCGAUAAUGGAGAAAGACGCAUUACUACGAUGGGUUACAUACUGGUCCAAUAAAGCCAAGUUCAUAGUUUACUUGUGAUAUCUUUCCUUCCAAGUUACCCCCCUGGGGUUAAGCGCCGCUCCGGGUCCAGCCCUGUACCCCUUUCAAAAAGCUAAGAAGUUUAGAACGCGGUAUCCCAAACCUUUAAACUGUUGUAAAUGCGCCAUCUUGUAAAUAUGAAUAAAUACCUUAACCAGGAAGUUCUCUUGCCUUUUUCACUUUUUAGUCCGUUUACAGACCAAAAUGACAGAUUUCCCUGUUCGGUUAACGUCCACUUUCCUAAGGAACAACAACAACAGCAACAACAGAAUAAUAUGUCCUCCUCAGGCUUAGAUUUUCCGCUGACUUGUCAUCAUUUCUUUCACUAGAUAAAUUGUGGCGUGUGAAUAAGUUGGCCGCAGACAGAUUGUGGCUGCAUUUCGACGUGCAACGUUGAUAGCGAAUCAGGAGGCGCUAGUUCCUUGGAGACGAGACUUUCAAAUUCAAAAUUAUUUGAUAAUUAUUCUGUUUUCAAGUCGACACGCAAAAGCACAGCACAUGUUGCAAACAUUACUUUUUACUCUAAUAGAAACCUUGCUCUUUCAGCAAAGAGCUAAUAUUACAUUACCUGCAUCUUAAUCUUUACCACAAAAGUGAAGAAAUGAAGUUCUUUAACCGGCCACGGAGAUCGAAAGGUAGGCAGACACAACUUACACUUAUAUUCCUACUUUCAGCUCAAAUACAAACCUAACAAAGCCUGAGAUAGAUAUUACUUUUAUUACGGUUUUAAUUCCACCUCGUUUCAACAUAUUGUUAUCAUGUUUACAUCUAGUUAAUUUUGUGUCAUUGAAGAAAUUUCUGCUGGAAGUGAAAACCAUGCCGCAAGGUCAAAGCUACUAAUGUCCAUGAGAAAUAAUGCACGUGACCAGCAUGGAAUGCAACCCUGAACUUGAUCGAACUUCAGAAAUUGAGAAACGCAAUCCAUUCAACCAAAAUUUCCGGAAAUUUCGGUCCAAAACUCAAUGGAUCGGUUCGAUCCAACCGGAAAAGUUUCGACAAAAUUGGUCCACCUUUUGAGGUGGAUCACUUUUCCUAGUCGGACCGGUCGGCAUUUUGGUUGAAUGGAUCGCGCCCCUUGUACUUGUUUCAAAUAAUUAAAGCUACUUGCAAAAGGAUGCAACAACCCCCAAACAUUUUUGGCCCAACAAUGUUGGGAGUUGUUGCGUCCGUUUGCAGCUGGCUUAACUUUUGACCGGUUUCAAACUUUGCGCAGCCAGUCCCAACAACACGCAACAACGUACAACAACAUCUAACAAGGUGUGCAAACGGACGCAACAUGGAACAUACGUUGGGAGUUGUUGGCCGACAAUGUUGCGUCCGUUUGCACGGGGCUUAAGCAGUAAACCUAAGCACAAAGACUUGUUUAGACUCAGUUUAUUACCAUUUUAUCACGAGCGAUUUUAUUUAAAGCGUUUUAUGUCAAUUCUUAUGCAACAGAGCGAAGGUACGACUGAUAAGAAGACAACUGGACUGUUCACGGCGUUAGACUAGCCUCCGGCUGACGUGCGUUGCUCAAAACUGUCUUAAGUUUGCUUAAACUCCCUGAAAUCUAAAUAUAACCCAAGGGUGACACAAAAUUGUUGGGAGCCUCCUUAAUACAGGGGAAAAGCUAUGGACCACCAUUACCACGUGACUGAAGAGCAAUACCAUUGAGUCUUCCAUUCUUAUUUUGUUUUUCCCUCAUUAGUAAGAUACAGCGCACCUUUAAUGACGUAAACAAUACUAGGACAACAAAUGACGCUUCUAGCUGAUCACAGUACAAUGCUAUCGAGAGAUUUUUGUCUCAAAAUUUGAAAUUUUAAAACUUUCAAAAAGCAAGCCUCUUUGUGCGAGUCUAGCUUCACUUUUGUUACCAAUGACUUAAAAAAAAGGAUAAAAACAGACGACAAAACCAAAUUAAGUAAUCGUAGACGACGUUUCACAGUCACUAUUAUUGAUUCAGCUUUAAUUUUUUACAAAGUUGCCGCUCUACAAUGUACAGCGUUUGACUGACAAUUUAAUGAAUCGGAAAACAAGAAAUUUGAAAAAUUUAUAAUUAACGUUAUGGCAGUUUUAAACAAAACGACGGUCCAGGAAUUGAAAGGAUAUUUUUUUGUUUGUACCCAGAGUGACACAGAGUUAGUAUUUGCUCGCGGUAUUCGUGCACGCGUGAAUGUACUACUCUGAUUGCAGCUGCUUUCGGACUAACAGCCCCAAUUAUAAAAAACAACCCUUACAACUGUAAUCAAAUCCAUCCUUUGGGUCUGUGUGCUAAUUUGUCUUUUAUGAUGAUUCGAAUGAUACGUCCUUCAGUUUUUAGCGCUGAUAACUGGAAAAUUCAACUGGAAAUUUCUUGAAUUUGAUUUUGCCCAUUAGUGGAACUUAAAGAGUUUAGAUAUCGCCACGAGUGCGAUGAAAACAAAAGAAAUUCAAUUUUAAAUGAUAACAAGGAAAAAAGGAAUUAGUUUUCUGAAAGAUUAUAUUUUCCGGUAGGACUGAGCGUUAGCUGUCGACUAAUACAACAAAGAAAAAUUUCAUUUAAUUAGCAUAUCUCGUGAUCCAGCUGCCGUUUUCCACAUCUUUUAAAACAGCUAGUUUUAGCACACUGACGUUUAAUUACAAGACAUUUUCUACCCUUGUCAAGUGUUCUUAAAAAUCUCUAUAUCCUGUAUCGAUGAGAAAAAGCUUUUGCCAUAACAGCGGUAACGGUCUUCGUUUGAAGAGGUGAGGUUUCUGCUAUAAUAUUUUAUCCCAUUGCACGGUGUCCGGAUUUGUAUUCUCGCAGCUAUCUCGCCCGUACUGGGACAAAUUGAAAAAGAAAAAGAAUACAGUAACUGUUAAAAUAUAAAGGUCUUAAAUUUCAGUUAACCUGUACGGGAAGCAUGCAAAGCUACAUUGUCCAUGAAGGCGCUCAUGGAAAGAAAUUUAAAGACAAAAGUAUAAUUGUUUAAUGUAAAGUUAAGAAAUAACAGAGGAUAUUGGUUUAAGUCACGAUUUUUUCCUUCUUUCUGAAUCAAAUCAGAACUAAAAGCGAUCAAAUAGCCCAUAAAGCUUAUGUUAGCUUAGAGACUGAAACCUAACAGUUAAAAAUAAGAAGGUUGAGAUUUUCGUAUCUUUUUUUAUAAAACUAGAGGAAAAAUAUGAAAUUUAAAUAUAAUAUUAAUAGCAACGUUAUCAGAUUGCAUUUUAUGCAUCCUCUUUGUAUGCAACCAGAGCUGGGAAAUAAUCGUUUAUAUAAAUAUAUUUGAAAGUGCUGCCUAAACAGAUGCUUUUGUACAAAGUAAUAAACGACAAUAAUACAUUGUUGGAACCUUAACCUAACCCCAGUACUAUCCCAUAACUAAAACAAAUUGCUUAUUUAAGACAAAGCAAUACACCACAGCUCCAUUAUCAUUAUUUUUUAAAACAGUGUUAGAUUACUGCUUUAUAUUUACCUUUAAAUCAAGAUUGGGGCGGGGGGGUUACUCCCCAUAAUGGCCUAUACCCUAUACGGUGAGGCUCCGCCAGAAAGGAUCUAGUCCCUCCUUCCGGCCUCGGGUCUGUAAAAGGGCACCAAAGGGCUAACAGUUGUAUUUUAUGGCUGUGAAAAAGUCGAGAAAGCGUUCCGGUUUUCUAUUUUUUUUUUUUAAUUUUAUGCUCGAACGACAGAGCAAUUACGCGAUCAAAAAGGAUACAAAGGUGUAAGCUAGGUAUAAGAAAGAGGUACCAUUUAUCAUUGAAGUUAUAAGAAAGGGGCGUGGCCUUUUCUGUCAAACAUGGUAUUAAAAGAACUUGUUGAGUACCCCCCCCAACAAUGGGUUGGGGGUAAUAAGGUGGGUAGUUUCCUCAGAUUCUGAUGACGAGCCCUUUAAAGUUUUUGUUAGAGAAUUAACUAAUCUAGGACCCACCUGAAAAAAUCAAACCGUUUAAAGAAACAACGAGAAGGCGAUUAAACCUUACCAUUAAACGACCACCCUCGAGGUAACGGAAAUUGGCUGCUUAAUGGAGAUUUAACUGUGUACUAUUUGAAAUCUGAUCUUUUUGUAACGCUUUAGUGUAACUGUGAUGUCAAAUGUUCUAUGCCAUUCUUUAUCACAAAGGUAUUAGUAGGUAAAUAGUAUCUUAAAGUUCAUAGCAUUACCUUUCAAAAAUCCAUUUCCUGUGCUUUAAAACGUCGAACUCAAUCCUUUUAAUGGGAUAUUUAUUCUGUAAAAAUGAAACUAUCACGUAGCUACGUUCUUGGCAUCUAAAUACAGAGAACUGGAUCAAAAAAUGAGGCACGCUUUUAUGUGCGCCGUGAAAAAGAUCUCUCCUUAAUUUCAUGAACUACAUACGUAAAAAAUUGUCCCAACAGUUUCUUUCCCCCACCCCCAAAGUAUUUUCCAAUCCACUUAUUUCUCUUAGGUUUCUUUUGAAAAGAUCACACUCUCAAUUUUACUGAGACCGCGUUUUUUUAGUUUCCUGCUACGUAGGGGGAGGGAGGAGGGAUAGGCUCGGAGGCCUUCCCUCUAUAACUUCAAAGCCGCUCAUAUCCCGGCACCAAAAUUAUACAGAAUAAGUUACUCAUCAUUUCAAACUUCUAGGCAUAACAUAAUAUGACAUGAUAUUAAUGACGUAAUAUGACGUCAUUAUGAUGUUAUAUUGUUGAAUUUAUUGGCAGAAUCCAGAGUUCCCUCAAAGUACAGGUAAAGCGUAAAAUACUGAAAUAGUAAAGGUGUCUGAUAAUAUCAAGAUGGUAAACACAUAAAUAAUCUUUUACAGUGGAAAUGAAGCUACAUGUGACCCUCUACAGGAAUUUGAUGCUAAAGGUGAACGCACGCUCACGAGACGCUUGCAUGACACGCUUAGCGUGCCGUAGAUCACGGAUAUGUGCAUAUUAAAUUGUUGUUUUAGUAAAUUUAACACGCUAGACCUUUUGUUUUUUUUGUAGCGUGCCAUAUGUCACGGUAAGUGUGCGAAUUAUAGCACGCUUAGCGUGAAAUUUGGGUAAGACACGCCGAACACGCUUGAUUGCAAAAACUGCUAAGAUGAUAAAAAUGGCUUGGGUUUUCAGCGGAUUUAAUCAGCAUUGAUAACUGGUCGAAGUGAAUCAAAUAUACCAAUUGAGACUGUUUUGGAAUUUGAUCGUAACCGUAGCCAUUUGAAAAUCACCACCACGACAUCAUAUUUUUUACCAAAAAAAGGAUUUGGAACCAUACAUGAUCUUGGAUCCUCUAAUUUGAAUUAAUUAAAUGUGUUCCAUUUUACCUAACACUAUUCAGAGCGGGCUUUUUUGCUUCAUGUGACUUUAAAUAAAUGGACCUUACUUUUUUUAAAAUUUAUUCUCGUGUUAAUUGUCCUUCGAGCCUUGUUUUGGGGUAAAGAUUUUUUUGUAGUCUGCUUAUACGUACAAGGAAGACUUGGAAGUCAAAAGAAGGUGGGUGAAGGUGACUCCUCUUUAUAAUAUAAUUUUUUUGUAACGAUGGGAUCACAAUGAUAUCCACAGCAAUCUUCAUCGACGUCUUUUCUUUUGUAACGGCAGACAGUCGGUAAAUAAAAAGCCGGUAUCCUUUCAAAUUACGAUCCGUCACUUUCUUGACAAUUGUGACUUUCUUUUCAACUCCGAUAAACACUUCGAUGGAUCCUACCAUCAGUUAUAAUGAAAAAAGUAGUUUCGUUUGAUUACAGUCUGGACCUAAUUUAGCCGUGAGCUAAUUUUUGGCCUAAGAUAUUGAUUUGUCCCCCAGGCCUUCUGUCUAAAAACGCACAAUAUUUGUUCACCCAGAGGAAAUCACAUACUGAAUAUUUUCUCAUUUCCUUUGUAACAGUUUCAUGUUGUAAACAGUAUUGACUUAAAAGCAACAGAGACAACACCUGCCAAGCGAAGAAUAAGAUGUAUCGGAAGAAUCCCUAAUUUGAUUUGUACCAAAUACAGAGAAAUUACAGCUUACAAAGUAACACGAGGUACUACUUUACAAAAGUAGCUUGUAUGGCGAAAUGUCCGCUUCAGGCUAGUCGUGGUAAGGAUAAAUUUAAACGUUUAUAAUCCUAUCAAUUAUUGAAUAAUUCCAUGAUACAAAUUUUCUUUCAGUGCUAAGUAGGUCAAUUUCAGACCACCGCCAGUUAAUUCGUUCCAAUGUAUAUGCGGCGGGCGCUGGCAGUUUUGAGCUCUGACUGACGCCUCGAGCUCAUGAUGAAAAUUACCGACAGCCUUCUAUGGUUAUCAAGUAAAGAGAACAGUCAUAUUGCUUUGCAGUAUUCGGCAUUUCCCUCAAAUUCGCUGGUCUUUUUUAGCAGCCGGCAAGUUUUAUAUAUAUAGCAUCUUGAUCUGGGGAAGUAUUCAGUCUGAUACGUUGUACAAUAUAAUGUCCAUUAUGUGCACGACUUAUAACGUACAAUUUUGACAUCGACAAUAUUUCCCGCAAAGAAACUUCUAUAAACGUUGAUAUGAAAUAUUAUCAAGUGGUCAUAAAAUGUUUUUGAAAAGCAUUUUAAUAAGCGCUUCUGGUGAAAUGAAAUAUCAGGUAACCGUAUUGUGAUUAAUUCGUCUUCAGAGAAACUUACAACGAAAAGGCCUGCGUCCAUUGAUGUAAUUGUCUUAUUGUAACUGGACAAUGUGGCAAUCGCAGUUUUUUUUAACUAUUGGCCGAUAACAAGGCAAAAAAUCCUCUACAACCACUUUUGAAGGCAUAUGGGGAAUGUCACGUUUACCAAAGAACUGUCGAUAUAUAACGAUAUAACGAUGUACAGAAUGGCACGUUGAGUGCAUAUUAAAAUAUUCAAUAUUAAAUUAUACUUUUUACGUCUCUUUUAUUUCCCGCAGAAAAACGAUGCAAUUGUACCACGUUCAUUUUAUUGCUCUAUUAAUAAGCUAUCAACAAUAUUUGUUGAAAUGGGUGGAAGGACGCUGCCCUGCAAAGGAAGUACACGACCCAGAGCGGCGAUUUGCCGUCUUUGAACGAAGGAUAAUAGGUAUAAUAAAACCUUCUUCACAGUGUUCCACGGCUGGGGAUAGUAGUUUAGCCUCCGUCGCCCGCUUGACCAUUUUUUUUUUCUUUGUGGUAGGGGCGAAUAAAAAAUAAAAAAUUAAAAAACAAAUGAUUUAAUAGCAAACCAAAAACAUGUAAGGGCUGCAUAUACAUGGUGUCUUGCAUAGGAAAAGGGUAAGACAAAUUCGACUGUCAUUUCAGAUUUUAACCUUAUUCAGACUAGACCACUUGAUUAACAUUAACUUCUUGGAUUCCGGAUUCCACGUCACAGAUUCCGUAUCCCAGGUACUGUAUUCCAACCGUUGUCAGUAGAACUUGGAUUCUGGAUUCCAUGCCAAUCGCUAAUGUCCAGAAUCUCAUUAGUAUGGUGGCCCAAAAGUGUCACGGCAAUUUCAGUUUUACUCACGGCAAUUUCAAUUUGUUCAGGGCAAUAGGCCUUUGCAGGUUUCCAUUCACGUGGUACAAAACCGGCAUAUUCGGACGCAAACGUCGCUCUGAUACGAGAUAAACAAAUUAAAUUACCAUUUAAAAUUAUGCAUGCCUUUUGCUGGUCUUGCCCCAAUGCGACUUUUGCGUCCCAAUAUGCCAGUUUUGUACCACGUGGAUGGAAACCUGCAAAGGGCUAAUUUCAGUUAUACUCACGGUAAUUUCAGUUUGUUCGUAAGUAAAUUGAAUUUGCCAUGCGUAAAAUUGAAAUUGCUGUGGGUAAAUUGAAAUUGCCGUGAGUAAAAUUGAAAUUGCCGUGAGUAAAAUUGAAAUUACCGUCAACAAAUUGAAAUUGCUGUGACACUUUGGGCCACCGUUCUAAUGGGAUUCUGGAUUCUUUGAGCUGUAUUCCGGAUUCCAAAGCCCAGGAUUUCGGAUUCCACCAGCAAACAUUCCUCGGAUUUCGGAAUCCGGAUUGCUUUUUUUUUGCAAGGGGAGAAUUUUCAAUGUUUUCAGAAUAUAGAAGUUAUAAUGACGAAAAUAAGCAAGAUUUAUGCAUUUAUGAGCUUGUCUAGUUCAUUCGUGAUUCCAAAAGACUCGUCUGAUACCAAAACAUUGGCAAAUGUAUUUAAUUGGACUGAAAACUAUCGAUUGAAAAAUCUUAGUUUAAUGAAAUAGGCCUUUUGCACGAUGACGUCUAUAAUUUACUACGAGGACCAGAAUUCAUUUCGUUUUUUCUUUCAUACUUAAAUCUGGUGAUCCCAAUGAUGUUUAUAAUAACAAAAGCAAUAUUUCCUUAAACAUUUUGCACAAAAUGCAAAACCCUGAAUGAUUCUGAUAGAAGUAGUAAAAUGACGCAAUCGUGCAAAAGGCCCAUUGAAACACAAAAUGAUGAAAAAUAUCACACGAAAAUAAUUAGAUCUCAAGAUGAGACUAACAAAAGUUCAAAAGAACUGAAGAAUAUUACUCAAGUAGCAUUCAUAUUUGUGAAUUCGAGGUCAGCGAGGACGUUAUUGAAAAAGGGUUCUGAAAGCCAUUUAAGAUAAGCUAAGGUACCUUCAAUGGAUUUUGUUUUCGUUGAACACGUUUUCUAAAGAUACAAAAUCAAUAAUUUGUGAUUUUGCUCUUCUAUAUCCACUAGAUAAAGCCUUACAUAAUUUUACGAUCCAUUCAAGAAAUGUUCGAUCGCAAAUAGAGUGCUCCUUGUGGUGUUUGCGGCACCAGCUCUGCCGAUCUUUCAAUUAUCAAAAUGAAGCGGGUAAACUCCACAUUUGUGAACUGAACAACGAGACAGCAUUAACGAUGCCACAUGACUUGGUGCAUCGAACUGGCUUUGCAUAUUUCGAUUUUGGAAUGGUAAGGAUGACAUUUCUGAUCAGCCUGUAUGUGUCUGAGGUUCAUUAAUUUUCAAAUUGUGGAUAAGCGCUUAUUGAAAGGGCGGAAGACGGGGUUAUUUAGGUUAGGUGAGGUUGUGACGUCAUGAUUUUGGAUGGCUGCCAUCUUGGAUCCGCCUCGGCUGAAUUGGUUAGCUUCAGAGAACUACGAAUACUGGGCAGUACUCAACGCUUCAAUGAUCUUUACCUAUAAAAUCAUCUAGAAGGAAAAAAUAUCUCCCACCACAAAAUAUUCCAAGAUAAAUUUCAGAGAUUUGGUAAUAUUUAGUUAAAGAGGUUGAAGGCAAUGCUUGGCAACUGGCACUGUCUGCCUGCAAUUUUUCGAAGAAAGAACGUGCCAUUUUUAGUUUAUGCUCAUUAACUUUAUCCCUAUACUGUAUUUUGAUAAAUUUAUUACAUAUAUAAUGGCCAUUUUAUCAGUGUUUGAUCACUGAUGAAACUAAUCCUCUAUCUUCCUAGAAUCCUUGCCUAAAUGCGAAUUGUCAAAACGGCGGGACUUGUUAUCAGACCCUUAAAAGACCUUCCGCUUCAUAUAUAUGCCAGUGCAAACUGCGUUACUAUGGAAACCACUGCCAACACCUCUUGGGUAAUUAUCACAGAAACCUGUAAAAUUUGUUUUACCAAGCUAUUAGAACUAGAAAAUAAUAUGAGCUAGGCAUCGCACGCCCAUACAGACUGGACUUUAUUUACACAUAUUUAUUUAUCCACCAUUUAUUUCGUUAUCCGCCUUUUAUCAAUGUCAUGUAAUUACCUAGUAUAAACUCGAUCCUGGCCUUGUAAAUUUAUACUUUUAUACUCUGAGAGAUCCCAAUAUCCAUAAGCCUUCUGGUUUUUUGCAUAGGUACGCGGAAAAGGGGGAGGGGGAGGUUCCUCACAAUAUUGCUUCUGUUUAUAUACUUUCGACAUUCUUUUCUUUUGUUUUAUCUGUGGCGAAAUAUAUAAACUAAUAAACCUCGUCUAUAGCUAUGCACUGUGUUUAAGAAAAUAAAGGAAUCAAAUUCGUGAAGAUCAAGAAGAUGCAAUUGUACUUUAUUUCCCUUAUGCAGGAUUCCGUUUUACAAAUUCCAGUUCAGGAGAUCAUGCUUCUGUUCAAGUAAAGGGAAACGCAGAGAUCAACUGUUUGACUGUUUGUCUGCGAUUUAAGGCCACUCAACUUGAAAAUGGGACUGGCACGUUGCUAUCAUUCGUCAACAACGAUUCUGCUUUUGUUGUGCAACUUCAUGUUAACAGAACUGUUAGAAUUAGAAUGAAAAAUCAUUGCAGGUAUUUCUUUAUUUAGUUAUUUUUUGAUAUUUUUACUUUUCCUAAAUGAAUUUAUCAAACAGAGUAGCAUGAUGGGAAAAUACGUUUGUCAAGUCAGUAAUACCCACAGCAUUUUAAUGGAAGUCAUCUUAGCGCAUAAAACUACUUUUGUUAACUUAAAUUCUGACUUUGAAGACAAGUGGACACAGGAAGGAAAAUAUGCAUCUUUCUACAGCUAACGAAAACGACCAAAGAGGUUGUCGAAGGGUUACUCUAACCUCACCCAAAACUGACUUAGGGUUAGGGGGAAAUUCCGGGUCCCGAGAAACCUAUAGAAGGCCCCUCUUCUAGGACAUCUUCUUACAAAAGGUCCCUCCUAUUGAACUAGGUUUUUUUUUAAUUUACUAGUGACUUCACAUAUGUUUCUCUGUUGGAUAACACGUUUCAUCACGUGUGCUUCACGUGGGAAAACAAUGUUGGAAAUCUAUCACUAUAUAUCGACGGCCUACUGAUUGGACAAAAGCAAAGUGUACUUUUGCGACACAGCAUAAAAAGCUCUGGAACGCUUGUUCUGGGUCAGCUACAGGAAAUAAUUGCAGGGAAUGUCGUCUUGAAAGAAUCGUACCUUGGAGAUAUUACUGAUGUGAAUAUGUGGAGCAGUGUGUUAACUUGGAGUGUCAUUAGUGAACAAUCUCGUUUGUGUUAUCGUUAUUCCGGUGACUUACUCUCUUGGUCAUCAUUUUCCAGUGGGCUUCUUCAAUUUCAUAAAAGAGAGGAUAGCAUUCCUGCGGAGUGUAGAGGUUUUGGUGGGUGCAUUUCCAUACAAACGAUGCAAGUUAAUAAGUAUUGGUAACAGGAAGUGAGUAGAGUCCAAUUCGGUCUUUAAUCAUAAUCGUGAUUAACAAAAUCGGAAGACCGCGUAGCGGGAUUUGUUUAAUCAGGAGUAUGACCGAAUUGGACGACACGAAAUUCUGUUACCAGUUAAUAACAACUUUAACAAAAUUUGUGAUAUGGUAGGCUCUUUUUUAAAUCAAGGCACAAGAAACUAAGAGUUUUUUUGGCCAGCUGUGAAAAAAAAGCCAUUUAAGAGCUCGAGUGCGUACUGCCCAAUUACUUAGGCAUGAGGCGUACUGUCCUAAUACACUGUCCUAUUAGUGCUGAAAUCAGGGCAUUUGAUAGCCAAUCAGAUCUCUGAAUAUUGUUAUAGUUAUAGUUAUAGUUAUGAUAAUAAUAAUAAAUAAUAAUAAUAAUGAUGAUAAUAAUAGCGAUAAGGUUAACAUUGAUGGUGAUGAUGAUGAUGAUCACGUGAUAUCCAUGAAGGUGAACUAUCCAAUACUAAGAAUACGCAAACUAACUAAUACCUUGUGUGUUCUUAUCCAGAUCCUUCUUCAACGUUUGAUAUAGAAUUUCCGAGGAGGACCAACCAAGACUAUGUUCUUCUGAAGGAAGCCUUACCAGCGCUUAGUGCUUUCACAGUUAGUCUAUUUGUCAGCUUCACAGAUCACGGGGACAAAACAUAUUUCAACUACUUUGCCCAAGGGGCGAUGAAUGAAAUAUUUUUUCACGAAAGAGACGCAAAAUUCAUUAUAUGGAUCAAACGAAAAUCAAGGUUGGUGUAGAAUCUGCUAAAUCUUGUUACCAGAAAAUACAAUCGUUUCAAAACACAAUAGUUUUUUUAGUCCUAAUAAAUCGAAACGCAGUUUACUCGUAGUCUUAGCCUUCGUCAACGAGCCACAAAUAGCUAAAUAGCGCCUCGCUUUCAUGAUUGAACUUUCUUUAGUGUUUCUUUGACAAGGCACGAAAACGAAGGCUUCUUUUUGUUGUUAUAUUUUCCUUUUUUUCCGAUUUAAAUAAUUAUACUUUUCUGCGCGUUUUUAAAAGAAAUGUAAAUUCCAAGUAAUGCAAUUGGACUAGCUGAGUCUCGUUCAUGCACGGAAGGUGGGCUGCAGAAUAAUAAAUACAGAUGAGAGCCAGCUAGGAAUAAUAACAGUAUUAUGACAAACCAAACAGUAUGAUAACAAACCAACCGCUGCCCGGUUAGCUCAAUUGGAUAAGCGCCGGUCUGCCGAGCGGGAGGUCGGGGGUUAAAAUCCCGGCUGGACCAAAACUCAGGGUCUUAAAAUAACCGAGGAGAAGGUGCUGCCUUUGUUUUGACAUCUACUAAUUGUUAAAGGUUCUAGUCUUCUCGGAUAGGAACGAAAACCGUAGGCUCCCUCUCACAGCUCUUUCUCUUUUCUGAUUCUUGUGGGACGUAAAAGAACUAACACUGUUGUUCGUAAAGAUUAAGGGGCGUAGACGUGACGCCACCACUGGUUUCCCAGCGAAAUGACGUCUGAGAAACGAGCGCAGAAAUUCCAUACUGAUGACGCAUCACUACCCAGAUCUAGGUAGUACCUCUGAUUAGUUAAAGCCAAUUUCCCACGCGGCAUGACCAAUCAAAAGCACUACCCAGAUCUUGGUAGUGACACGCGUACACUCGUUUCUUGGACGUCAUUUCGCAGGGAAACCAGUGAUGGCGUCGUGAAAUGUCGGCUGUUUUCUUAGGCUAGAAAAAUCGACCGUUUAGCAUAGUCGAACGACACCAUCCAACUAACUCUAGGAGAAAAAACCUCCUGAUGAGGAAUGUCUAGCCAUUUUUGUGGAAUUUUUACAUUUGAUUCCAGGUCGCACCAAUUGCAGAUCUCACCGAACGCUUUGUGGCAUCAUUUAGCAGUGACCUGGGAAAAUGUCAAUGGGAGCUACGAGAUAUUUGUAAACGGCAAGUUCAGGGAAAGAGGAGAGGACUUGGCGAAAGGAACUCUUAUUAUUCCGGAAGGAAAUAUUGUUCUCGGAAACGACAAAGAUUCCCAUGUACCUGCCGGCUUUGAAGCCAGGGAUGCGUUCGUUGGAAACAUUUCCAGAGUUAAUGUUUGGGAUUAUGUGCUUCCACGUGAAACGAUAGAGUUACUUUCUCAGCGAUGCGGGCUGGAGAACGGUAAAACGGUUGGGUGGAGGGACUUUAAGAAUGGAUCUUUCAAUGGUGAGGCCUUCAUUCGGGAACCUUCAUCCUGUCAGCGAGUGGAAUAAUUUAUGAGAGAGCCUGUCAUGGUGGUCAUCAUUUCGGCAACUUUAAUUCUAAAGUUGUUGACUGAUUGGUCAAGUGCUGGAAUAAAAGAAGUCAAAAUACGU
This is a messenger RNA of Porites lobata, 19012 nucleotides long. The record is from the annotation of a GenBank genome assembly. NCBI's taxonomy places the organism in Eukaryota, Metazoa, Cnidaria, Anthozoa, Scleractinia, Poritidae.